This is a messenger RNA of Doryrhamphus excisus (bluestripe pipefish), 2833 nucleotides long. Its product is annotated as inositol-tetrakisphosphate 1-kinase. Gene Ontology annotation, molecular function: magnesium ion binding; inositol-3,4,5,6-tetrakisphosphate 1-kinase activity; inositol-1,3,4-trisphosphate 5-kinase activity. Gene Ontology annotation, biological process: inositol trisphosphate metabolic process. Lineage: Eukaryota; Metazoa; Chordata; Actinopteri; Syngnathiformes; Syngnathidae. Gene Ontology annotation, cellular component: cytoplasm. The record is from RefSeq and is a predicted model, not a curated record.
AGCCUCCUGAAUCCUGGGUGUGUUGCAGGCAGUAGAGCCCGUAGACAGGGGGAGAAAACACCAGCAACAUCGCAACGUGAGUCCAGCUGUGCCUGUCAACUGUCAUCUUGCCUGGAAACUUCUUCCCAUUGCACCAUCGGGCGCGCUGAGAAUGGGAAACUACCCGAGCUAGUUCCCCGAAGAGGACCUUCAUUCACUGGGGCGGACUGCCAAAAACUGCCAGGUGUGAUCCCUCGCCCAAUCAAUCAAGCAAGCAAUCAGUCAGUCAGUCAGGCUGUCACAUCAUUGACAUCCAGGCCAGGGAGGGGAUCCAGGACCUCUGUGGAGAUGCAGACUUUCCUAAAAGGCCGGAGAGUCGGAUACUGGCUCAGUGAAAAGAAGAUGAAGAAGCUGAAUUUUCAUGCUUUUGCAGAUUUGUGCAGGAAAAGAGGGAUAGAAGUGAUUCAGUUGGACCUCAGCCAGCCUCUGGAGGAGCAGGGUCCCUUGGACGUCAUCAUCCACAAACUGACCGACCUCAUCCUGGAGGCUGACCAGAAUGAUUCCCAGGCUGUGCUGCUGGUUCAAAGAGUGCAGGACUACAUCGAUGCCCACCCUGAGACCAUCAUCCUGGACCCCCUUCCGGCUAUCAGGACUCUGCUGGACCGUUGCAAGUCUUACCAGCUCAUCCACAGGAUAGAAAGCUGUAUGCAAGAUGAGAGGAUUCGAUCUCCUCCCUUCAUGGUACUCAACUCCGAGUGCAGCCCGGAUGUACUGGAGCAGAUCAGGAAACACGGACUCACAUUCCCAUUCAUUUGCAAAACUCGUGUGGCUCACGGAACCAACUCCCACGAGAUGGCCAUUAUCUUCAGCGAGGAGGACCUAAAGGACGUCAAGCCUCCCUGUGUCAUCCAGAGCUUCAUCAACCACAACGCUGUGCUCUACAAGGUGUUUGUGGUGGGUGACUCCUACACGGUGGUGGAGAGGCCGUCCCUCAAGAACUUCCCCGCCGGACCUGCAGACAGGAAAGCCAUUUUCUUCAACAGCCACAACGUUUCCAAGCCGGAGUCAUCCUCUGACUUGACUUCGAGGGACAACGUAGAGGGCGUGUCUCAGCCUCCCAGCGACGACGUCAUCCGAGAAUUGUCCAGGUCCUUGCGACAAGCGCUGGGCGUGUCCUUGUUUGGCAUCGACGUCAUCAUCAAUAACCAAACGGGCCAACAUGCUGUCAUUGACGUCAACGCCUUCCCGGGUUACGAGGGCGUGCCCGGGUUCUUCAACGACCUGCUCAACCACAUCAGCGGCGUCCUCCAGAGUCACAGCUCCCACGACUUGAGCGCCCCCGGGCCCGCCUCCACGUCAGCACCGGCGUGUUGUUGCUGCGGCGGCAAUAAUGGCGGCGGCGGCCCCUGGAUCGUGGAAGGGGACGCGGCAGGACUGAAGGGCCAGCGUCAGAGACUGGGCUGCAACUCGCCGAUGUCGCCCAAUUUCCAACAGCACUGCGUGUCCACGAUAGCCACCAAGGCUUCCUCCCAGUGACUCCCCAUGAGAAAAAAAAACACAUAACAAUGAAUAAUAAUCAUAAUAAUUAUGAUGUUCAUGGUAAUAUAUCUAAUCAGAAGCUUUUCCUUUGUAGUUUUUUGUUUUGCAAAUGAUGGUGAUUGGGUGUAAAGCUUUCUUUUCUCUCAUGGCCUUUUUUUGUAUUGUUGGUUGUGUCUAAUGAGACUUUAACUGUAAUGUGAACCUGAUUUGUAUUUGCUGCAGUUCAGCCCAGGGAGCAAAUGGCUUAGAAUUGCCGCCGGAUCAGAUGUGCAAUGUAUGAUCGAUCCUUUUGUUUGGAUGCGUGUGUUCAAACUGACUCCUGCACAAAGCGUAGGGGUUAAGUUUGAAAGAGACAAGCUGUUUGCGAGUGUCGUCAUUUUGACUUUAGACAGCUGAAAAGAAAAAAACAACUCCGUGUGACCAACAGGAAGACACAUUCCGUCUGUUUUUUUUUGUUUCCGCCACUCGGACGAUUCCAUUAUGAGAUUUCUCACCGCUUAUUUUGUCCUCGUGUUUUCUGCUAGCUAACUACUCUCCUGUGGAUUCAAUCGACUCUAUUUUUGUUAAUAAGAUCAUUUAUUUCACUUUUUAAUUAUUUUUUUUACACAAUACCCAAUGAUUUACGACUCGAUGUUCCAAACAUUACCCUCACUUGAAUGGAAUCGUCUGCUGCUGAAACGGACUUAACUCGACUCACUAAAAAAUAAAAAUAGAUGCGACUUUAAUGAAUUAGAAUUAGAAAUUAAAGUCACCCCUCAUGUGGGAAAUUUGAUUUGUUUUUUAAUAUAUUUUUUGUUUUACUAAGAGCGAUUUAUUUUGCUGAGAUUUUAUUGGGGGAGAAAAAUGUUUUAUAUAAAAUGUCGGCAUGUGAACAAGUUAUAUUUACUAGAAGAAAAAAAUAUGGAGAACAAAUGUGUUAAAAGGGACAAAUGUGUGCAAAACUGCCAAAUCUUAUUUUGAGUGGGGUGGGGUCAGGGGGUGGGGGGUUCUUAUUAUAAAGCCUGCUUCUUCAUUUAUUAGUGGGGACCAUCUCACCAGCAUCAUUUAGGGGAAUCAACCAUGUUGUGUUCAAUGUCACGUUAAUAACGUGAUAAAUUGGUGAAUCUGUGCACCCCGGCCUGUUUCCACGCCUCCAAAUGUUUACUCCUUGGGUGUCGUGUACAGUACGUGUAUUAUACGCCUAAGCUUACAACCGUACAGUGCCGUUGUUUGGUAUGCAUUGUUGUCAUUCAAAAAAGGAAUCCACAGCUUUUUUUUUUUUUUUUAAAUCAAACAGUCAACCGACCAGAGACUGAAAUAAAUGAGUGAAAAUGUG